AUGGGCCCAAGGUCUAAAUCAUUUGCACACCGGUUGUCCAUCUUUUUCCCAAGUCAUGAAUCGCUCAAGAAGGGAGGCUCUCAGUGGUCUUCAUUAUGGACUGGAGAAGGAUACAUCGCAGAGUUUCAUAGGUUGUUGAAAGGCAUGGACGACGAUGAGAAGACCCUCUUGCAAGAUGGACUUGAAGAUAUAUUUUCCAACCUUCACUGUCUUCCUGCAAGCACCACUGCAGCUGUAUGGCGUGUCAAACAAUCAGCCAUAGUCUUCGUCACUAAUCCCGCAUUCUACAAAAUUGAAUGCUUAGGGAGAGCUGGUGAAAGUCGAAGAGGACCUGUUGUGCGCCGCCCAGUCAAUGUAAUCAAGGGAAAGCGCAUUUUCACAGCGGACCUAAUGGAUGUCAUGCCUUUCGAUGCCCUUGGAGCUCUUAGAAAGCGGUCUGACAGGCAGAAACGCAGGGACCUUCAUAAAAAACUAACCAAGGCAAACAAGCACAAGAGGGUCCCACCUCCCCCACGUUCCCGCACACGGAGUAGACCAUUUCCUCUGUCUAGCCCCAAACCUGUAUGUGAUGAUACAAUGGAUGUAGAUGACUAG
This is a messenger RNA of Suillus subalutaceus, 594 nucleotides long. RefSeq lists its product as uncharacterized. Lineage: Eukaryota; Fungi; Basidiomycota; Agaricomycetes; Boletales; Suillaceae. The transcript has a single exon. Bases 1 to 594 code for a protein of 197 amino acids. The record is from RefSeq and is a predicted model, not a curated record.